AGCACAUCUGACGACGGUUGUUCUUCGCGUGAUUGCUCCGAGCUUGCCCGAGUUACUCAUACUUUUGGUGCUCUCAAAGACAGACUCGAGACUUCCUGAAUCAAGUAUGACUCGAUCCAAACUUUGACUCUUAUUUUAUUUUAUUUGCUGUAACUUAUCUUCAUUCUUCAUCAAACGUUGGAAAUUAAAACUUCGUACUCUUUACACACAAAACUACUACUUGCCUAACCUAGAUAUAUGUCUAUCUACACAUUGGCAUCAAUUCCAUCCUCCAUAUUAGUACCUUCGAUGAUCGUUCGAAUAUCUACCUCACAAACACAAACAUUGAUGCUCCAGCAUCCAACAUGACUACCAAAGGCGCAAAACAGAUGCCGCAUGAACGGCGGAAAGGUGAAGCUGCACUGGGCGACUUUGCCGAGUAUGUAGAGAAGCAACAGGCACUGCGCUAUCCAAGUCUCAAACCAACCGCCGCGACAACGGGGACCGACCCAGUCCAACACCACGAAGAGCUUGAUAUUCUUGACUCACUCAACCUAGGCGACUCCGAGCCUACUAUACCCCUACGCGCCCUUCUUUUGGCCCCGGCCGAUGAUGCGAUUGCCCAGCAGAAGCUUACUGAGCAUAUUAACGAGCGACUUCUGGAGGGUCACGGCGAAGCUGUCUUUGACCUAGGAUUUGAAAAUAAUGGCGAAUCAAUGUGUCUUACUCGUGACGAGUGGGAUAUUUCAUUGAAGCGCUUGAAAGAGACGGUCAAAAGCGUCCGAGGCGAUUGCGACAUCCUGCUCACCAAAAAUGUAGGCGGUGAGGUCGAGGCCGAGUCUACGGCAACGGCAACAACGACAACGUCAGGGAACCAAAAAAGGGAUACCGAUUGCACUGGCAAAAUAUUAAUACGACAAGCCCCUUCUACAAUCGAGGAGGUCAUCGAGACUAGGAUAGCUGUGGUUGGCAAUGUUGAUGCUGGAAAAAGCUCCAUGCUCGGGGUUUUGGUUAAGGGCGAUCUCGAUGAUGGACGAGGGAAAGCCCGUGUGAAUCUGUUUCGUCAUAAGCACGAGAUUGAAACUGGACGAACCAGCUCCGUCGGAAUGGAAAUCAUGGGCUUCGAUACAACAGGGCAUGUCAUCGCGUCUGAUACCCCUGGAAGGAAACUCUCGUGGGAAGAAAUCGGGAAACGCAGCGCCAAAGUCAUCACCUUCACUGAUUUGGCCGGCCACGAACGCUACCUGCGUACUACCGUCUUCGGUCUGCUGUCUAGCAGUCCUAAUUACUGUCUGCUUAUGGUUGCAGCCAAUAACGGACUGAUCGGCAUGAGCAAAGAACACCUUGGUAUUGCCUUAGCUCUGAAUGUUCCCAUCAUGGUGGUAGUGACCAAAAUCGAUAUUUGCCCUCCAAAUAUCCUGGAGCAGACUAUUCAACAAAUCACCAAAAUCCUGAAAUCCCCGGCAGCACGAAAAAUGCCCAUAUUUAUCAACAACCGUGAAGAAUGUGUUAACACCGCAACUCAGUUUGUGAGCCAGCGGUUGUGUCCCAUUUUUCAAGUAUCCAAUGUCACUGGCCAAAACCUCGACCUCGUCCGGACAUUUCUCAACAUCCUUCCGCACCACGGUCGCUAUGAUAGCGACGCGCCGUUCGAGUUUCAUGUUAAUGAUACCUUCUCCGUACCUUUCGUCGGUACUGUUGUGAGUGGCAUUAUUAAGUCGGGUGUGAUACAUGCUGGCGACAGUGUGCUCAUCGGCCCCGAUUCACUUGGCCAAUUCACUCAAACGAGCAUUCGAUCGAUUGAGCGAAAACGCAUCGGCGUACCUGCCGCAUCGGCUGGUCAAUCUGCUAGUUUUGCGUUAAAGAAAAUCCGGCGAAAAGAUGUGAGGAAAGGUAUGGUAGUCCUACCGAAAAUUGAGGGGCAGCCACUGCCAAAGGUCUACCGCGAAUUUGUCGCAGAGGUUCUCAUUCUCUCUCACGCAACUACUAUUAAGACGAAGUAUCAGGCGAUGCUUCACGUAGGGCCAGUCUCUCAAACGUGCUCUAUCAUCGACGUGGAUCGCCCGUUUAUACGAACGGGAGAUCGCGCCAUUGUAGCGUUCAGAUUUGUGCAACGUCCAGAAUACUUAGCACCCGGCGACCGACUAUUAUUUCGGGAAGGACGGACGAAAGGUCUAGGGAUCGUGAAGUCUGUUGGCUAUGAUGCUGGGAAGCUCCUGAUGCCUCUGCCAGACGGCGGAAUUUCAGAAGCGUCCGAGGAUACGAAUAGCUCAGGUGACAAGGGCGUCAUUUCUGCCACUGGGGUGAGGGUUAAGGCAUAGCCUAGUCCAUACCUACAUAGUAGGCAGGUCUCAGGUCCUUGGCAGAGAAGUGUCUAGCGGACUUAACGGAGAAAAGUGACGACGAUGCACAAAAGCUUAGCGUAGGGCAGGGCGGCUGCAUAAUCUUGCAGGGUGUAAAGUGAUCGACACCUAGUCGUUAUUGUCACAUCAACUUUUGCCUCUAAAGCUCAUGCACUGUUUGCGGAUCGCACAUCGGGUAUUCUCGGAACAUUUCCACGUGGAGUUGGGCGUUCAUCCAAGGAGUUCUAGAUUAAUAUAGCAAUACCUCAUGCUGUAUACUCUACUGGGGAACCAUUGUAUACAUGUCCUGACUAGCUACCACAAAUUACGUAUGUUUGAUUACUCAUUAUUGAUUACCUUUACAU
Molecule: messenger RNA, 2686 nt
Organism: Hypoxylon fragiforme
Lineage: Eukaryota; Fungi; Ascomycota; Sordariomycetes; Xylariales; Hypoxylaceae
Product: P-loop containing nucleoside triphosphate hydrolase protein
Exons: 4
Coding region: 345-2300 (651 amino acids)
Biological process (GO): translational elongation
Molecular function (GO): translation elongation factor activity; GTPase activity; GTP binding
Source: RefSeq, a predicted model, not a curated record